This is a messenger RNA of Sciurus carolinensis (gray squirrel), 2321 nucleotides long. RefSeq names its product osteocrin (gene Ostn). The coding region runs from base 151 to 549 and encodes 132 amino acids. Gene Ontology annotation, biological process: hormone-mediated signaling pathway. NCBI's taxonomy places the organism in Eukaryota, Metazoa, Chordata, Mammalia, Rodentia, Sciuridae. The transcript has 5 exons. Gene Ontology annotation, molecular function: signaling receptor binding. The record is from RefSeq and is a predicted model, not a curated record.
AUGAUGUAAGAGACAGCAAAGGCAGGGAUUGGAGUAAGGGGUGUAUAGCUGAGACUAUAAAAACUCAGAGAAAACUCACCAUCAGGGCUGAGUUUGGGAGAAACUGCACAUACAGGACUCUAAGGUUAGGCUCCCCUGGUUUUUCACAAGAUGCUGGACUGGAGACUGGCAAGUGCACAUUUCAUCCUGGCUGUGUCUUUGAUGUUGUGGAGCUCAGGAAAAGUGCUUUCAGUGAAUACAGCCACAGAGGCCUUUGAUUCCGGAGUCACAGAUGUGCAGUCACCACCCACAGUCCAAGAGGUGAAAUCAGCCACUGACCUGGCUGCAAAACUCUUGCUCCUCGAUGAGCUGGUAUCUUUGGAGAACGAUGUGACAGAGACAAAGAAGAAGAGGAGUUUCUCUGGCUUUGGGUCUCCCAUAGAUAGACUCUCAGCUGGCUCUGCAGAUCAUAAAGUUAAACAGAGGAAAAUAGUAGAUCAUCCAAAAAGACGAUUUGGCAUCCCCAUGGAUCGGAUUGGCAGAAACCGGCUUUCAAAUUCCAGAGGCUAAUUGAUUUCAGUUAUGCAACUUCCUUGGGUGAAAUGUCAAGAAAUGUGGAAGAUGCUUCCGUGAAGUUCUUCAUACUCUUUAAUGAUAAAAUUUUAAGGAACUGGCCUUCUGCAAAUAUUUUCCAAAGCUUGAACUUCAGUUCAUCACAUCACAGUAUUGUUUCUGUUUCAUUAAAUUAUGCAAAUCACUUCAAUGCAUGUGUAUUUUUAAAUAUGUAUUUUAAUUAUUCAGGCAUGGUUACCUGCCCACCGGACUUCACUAUUGAGUAACUGUCAAAAAGUGUGAUAUAGAAAAAUACCUUCUACAUGCAUGUACAAGUCAUAUUUUUUGCAGCUAAAGAAUAGUUAUGAAAUACAGAUCUGAUUCUUAAAAUUGGAUAAAAGUUGUUCAUUCAUUAUUGGGAAGUAAGAAAAGGCAAUGAUGUGUAUUUUCUCUUGAGUACAUUUACCUGUCUCUUUUAAAACUUUGUCCAUAAACCUUUUGAUAAUAAUGAUAAAACUAGACUUUUCUUAUCGUAUUCAAAUUUUAUCCAGUUUAACUAAGUAAAACACAGCCCCAGUGAGCUGUGAAGCCAAAGUGGGGUUAGAAUUAAGGAUAUUAAGGAUAUUAUUCAUUUGUUAAACUUCAAUAUUUCUUAUUCUCUAAAAUUUCUCUAAAUUCUAACCGAUAGUUAAUUAAGAGUAGCAGUGAUUCAUUAUGAAGAAAACAACUAAACACAGAAGUAACAGAUGAAAGUAGAUGGGAAGUUAAAGAAUCAAUAAGCAUUAAACCAGCAGCCCAGUCCAGGGCCAGUAUAGCACAGCACAGCACAUUGCAGCAUAGAAAAUAAGAAAUUUUUUUUUAAAUUAUUGACUCAUCUAGGAAAUUAUUUACCCUGGUUCAGACACUGUGCUUAAAAAGGCAUUGAAGAACAUAAUGUAUUUGGGAGUGAUGUCUUUAAAAUGAGGCAGAUUAUUUUUAAAGGACCUUAUCUGGGCAUAAGAUUUCGUACUUUAGAAAUCUCAGUUCCCAUUAAUAAGUGUGAUGUUACUGCAUGUUAGGUGCAUAAGCCCAUUGUGUGUUGGAGAUGCUUUAAAAAUAGAACAGUAACAUCACUUGGAGCAGAGAUUCAGCAUGAGUUAUUUGGCAGAAUUGUGUGAAGCAUCUGUAGAACACUGCUCCUUCAAACUCUAGCAAAACUCACCAUCCAACAGACCUAAUAUACUUAUAUGGUUCAAAGAGCAAAAUAAACUCAAAAAAAUAUCAUGGUAACAAAAAUGCAUUAGAAAAUAAUUGAAUGGAUAAUUGGCCUAGAUUAAAGAUAAAAUUAAAUUUUUAGCUGUCCAACGUGCUUUUUAGAAACCCAAUUCAUAAGAUCUAAAAAUAAGUAAAAGAAAUGAUGAUAAAUACUCAGAAUACAUAACUGUUUUGCAUAAAACUUCUCAGUUUUCCUGGAAAAUUUUCAAGUUGCUGAAAAUCUUCAAAGUUUAGGGGAAAACAGUAGAUGAAUGUUUCUUUUAAUUAUAAUAGAGAGCUACAGCAAAAAGAAAUGAAUUUUGAGAAAGCUAACCAAUUAUGUUCUUCAUAAACUUGUUUUAGCUAUCAGUAGCAUAUGGGUAAAUAUUCUACAGGGCUCAAAGUUUGAAGGAAUUAUUUAAGAAGUAAUGAUUUCCACAUUCAGAGAAAACAUUCAACCUUUGACUUACUUUUUGGUACUGGCUUAUUUCACUUAUAAUGAUAGUCUCCAGUUCCAUCCAUUUAUCAGCAAAUACCAUAAAGUCAUUCUUCUUUAU